GUCCAGGGCUUAUUAUAGAAAGAUGUUAUGCUGACCUCCCCACUGUCUUUGCAUUUGCUGCUUUGCUAAGAACAGAACAGAGGAUCUCAAUAUGGCAUUUACAGAAUGCCAAAAGGACCUUCUGGUGAUUUAUGAAAAUAGUGCAGAAGACUGGGCUAUUUAUAUGAGAGAGUUGCUGGAACCGAGUUUAAAUGCCAAUGGAAUAUCACUUUGCAACCUGGACUCUGAAACAGAUGAGAUGCUAGAAUCUCUUUAUCUUUGUGGAUAUCGAUGUAAAUUGCUACUGCUGACAAAUGUCCUGCUGGAAAACUUGAAGGAAAGACAAAGUUCUAAUUUUUGUCAGCUAUUGCAACCUUCAAGCAAUUUAGUUAUUUUACCUUGUGGCCUUGAAACAUUGGACGGAUUUUAUGAGCUGGUUCCUAUAGACAGAGAUUUACAAGUGCUGUUUACUGACCAAGAUCCCCAAGAUUAUGUCUCUGUUGUGCUAUGCAUUGUUCAUGAAGAUUAUGAAGAUUACCGGGAUUCAGAUAUAAAUUGCCUUCAAAAUUCUCCCAUGAAGGAUGAAGAUUUUGAGAGUCGAGAAACCACAGAGAAAACAAAUAGUAAAAUGCCUUCUGCUUUUGUGCUCCCACAAAAGAUUCCAUGUGAGAAUCCAGGGGAAAUAGUUAUUGUGCUAACAGAAGAAAUACCAACCACUUCAAAGGUAGAAAUUGAAUUCUGCAGAGAAAAUCAACUAAUUAGAAGACAAGCAACCCGGUGGAAUGGAAAAGUUAUGUCUCUCAAGGCUUUGGAGUUCCCUGCAGGGUCAGUUACUGUAAAUGUCUGCUGUGAUGAUGUUAUCAGAGCCAGCACAGAAAUUAAGUACUAUACACUGACUGGGGAACUGGAAGUGCUGCUUAGAAAAGUUGUUGAUCCUAUUGCUUUCAUUUGCCAGGCAUUUAAUGUCUAUUCUAUUGAAGAUCUUGAUAUGGUAUUGAUGAAAUCCCUACAAAUUAAGAUGUCUUCUCUUGAAUUUAACCUACAUGAAAUUAACCAAUGUACAAAUGCAAAUUUUGAAGAAAUACCCACCCUUCUUCACUGUGCAGCCAAGUUUGGACUCAAAGAGGUGACACUUUUACUAAUGGAGUGUCCUGGAGCAGAUCGUAUUUUAAAUAUAACUAAUAAAUAUGGAGAGGAUCCAGCUACAAUAGCUGACAGACAUGGCCAUGGAGAAAUUAAAGAAAUCAUCCAUCAACUGGCACAAAAGGUGAAUGCAAACAAGUUUGAUCCACAAGAAGGAAGUGAGUUUGAACAGGAAGAUGUUUAUGUUGGAAUGGAUGUACAUUCAGCUCAGCAUUCUGGGGAUGAAUCAGGUGACAACACCAUACAGGAAUCCCAUGAGAACCAAAACAGUGUGCCAGGUGUAAGCGCACACUCACAGCUCAUGCUGGACUACAAAGAAGAAGAUAACUAUGAUGAAGAAUUGAAUGUGAAUGAUGAUUACUGCUUUUCAUUUUCUGGUGGGUGUGAUUCAGCUGCCUUUGGGGAUGAGAACAGCAUAUUGCAAGAUCAACAGGACUGCCAAGGUAAAGAUGAUCAACUGUAUUUGGAUGACAAUGAUUAUGAAGAAAAGGCCAAUGACAAUAAAGAUGAGCUGCACUUACCACAUUUUGAACUUGCUGGCGAAAAUAUAUACACAAGUAUGCAACAAGAAAACGUAUCUGAAGAAGACAUCAUUAUGUACAAUGAAAGCUUUGCUGUCACAAUAUCUUCAUCUGAGAGCACUUCACAAACCUUUAACGAAGCAACAAAUGAAGAAAAUAUCCUGAACUUAAACAAAGAAAAAUCUGACAAUUUCUUCAGUAAUGACCACUUGCCAUUUGGUGAAUUGGAAUAUAAGUGUGACAUGAAUGAGAGUGAAAACAAAGAUGGAGAGGAACCAUAUAUCGUAACUUCCACUGAUGACAGCUUAUAUAUAACAUUUCAAGUUUCUGAAAAACAGAGAGAGCAACAAAGAACUUUCAGUCCAUACAGUCCUCUACCACCUGAACCAUCAUUUAAUGAAACAGAGGAGGAGGAGGAGGAGGAUGGUAAUGAUCAUGAUAAUGUAUCACAUAGUGCUCAAGGAGAAGAAAAAGAAUACAAUGAACAUGUCUCAUGGAGUGAGCAAGAGUGUGAACAUAAGGAGGAAGGAAGCUGGGAUGAAGAAGAACAAUAUAUAGUGGCAACUGAUGAUAGUUUGUACAUAAUAUUUGAAGCUGCUAGUAAAGAAACCCAAAGGGAACAACAAUCUUUCAAAUGGGCUGAUCCCAUACCUGAUAAGCCACCAUUACAUGUAGCAGAGGACAAUCCAUCAUUUAUUGAUGAAGAAAAAGAGGAAGGCAACAACAAGGAAUAUGCAUUCAAUGAGCACGUUUGUGAAGGAGGCAAUGUUAAAGAAGAUGAAGAGGAACCAUGUAUUACAGCUACUACUGAUGAUGAUUUGUAUAUUGUUUUUGAACCCAUGAAAAAAGAGCCACAAAGUGGACAGCAGUGCUUCAGUCAGCAUACCAACCAGCCGCCUGAUCUCUCAUUACAUUCAGCAGAAGAAUGUUCCUCACACUUUGCACAAGCAAGACAAACGAAAGAAAGCACCAAUCCGAACAUAUGGCUGGAUGAGCGCAUUGAUGAAAUGGAAUACAUUUAUUAUGAAGAAGAUCCAUAUAGCUUAGUGUACAGCGAUGACGACAGCUUAUACAUUGAACUUCCUAUGGAAUCUACAGAAGAGCCCAAAAGAGAGAAAAAAUCUUUUAUUAUCCACAGAGCUCCAGCCCCAGCACCUCGUGUAGAUGUUCCAGCUCCAGAAAAUGAACCGUCAUACAUUUCUCAAGUGUUUAAACAAAAGCAAGAAGAGAAGAAGAUAUAUGGAACUGGCAUGCCACAAGGGUUGCAACUAAAAGACGAGGAUAAAAAUGUGUACAGCUUUCCUCCAAGGUUUCAACCACGAGAACAGGAAAAGAAAAUGUAUGCCACAGUUCCACCAAAACAUAAAGACAAACAGCAAGCAAAUUACGAGGGUCCCGUUAUUUCACAACAAUGUGUACCCUCUGGGCAAGAGGAGUUGAUAUUACUUCAAGAGAAGGUGAAGCUGGGUGUUAUGAGCAUGGAUGAAGCCCUUGAAAAAUUUCAGCAAUGGCAAAAUGAAAAGAGUGAAUUAGAUCGUCUGCAAAAGGAGAAACUACAACAGCUACGUGACAGUAUUAUUGGGGAUAAGACAGAAGAUGAUCGAUUAUAUGAUAAAAUUACUAUUGUCCAUCAACCAAAUGUUUCAGACGCUCAUAUGAAGAGAGGUCAUGGCGCUUUUGACAACAGCAUUUACCAAACACCAUUUACUCCCUCAACACCCUACGCGGCUGCGAAAAAAGACAUUUAUGCUCCAUCUAAACACCACACAAAAUAAUGCAUGGUUCUUCUGAAGAAGGAUCAUCUCCUGUCACCUACUCUGAAAAGACGGAUAUCAUUUGAACCCUUAAUCCUAUAUGCCAGAUGUCUACAUGGAUAGAGGGCCACCAUAAACAUACCAAUAAUUAUAUACAAUAAUAUUGGUACUUCUAUAUUCAGCUUUUUUAGGUCUAAUUACCAACCAAACCAUUUUUUAAAUCUGGAAAAUCUCAAGUUGUCUGAAAACACUUAGGGGCAGAUUUAUCAAGGGUCGAAUUUCGAUGUAAAAAAUAGUUCGAAAUUUGACCAUCGCAUU
This is a messenger RNA of Xenopus laevis (African clawed frog), 3715 nucleotides long. RefSeq names its product B-cell scaffold protein with ankyrin repeats (gene bank1.L). NCBI's taxonomy places the organism in Eukaryota, Metazoa, Chordata, Amphibia, Anura, Pipidae. The record is from RefSeq and is a predicted model, not a curated record. Bases 92 to 3418 code for a protein of 1108 amino acids. The transcript has 23 exons.